GAAGAUGCAUUCGCUGAAGAUGACCCUGAAUACCGAGUAUAAAUCGUCUCAUCGGCUUCAUAGCAUUCAUCAGUUCAUUCUUCGGCUUCGUCUUGUGAACACACUCUACAGCACAUUCAACAUGUUCAAGGUUCUUGCCCUGAUUGCCUGUCUGGCUAUCGUUGCCUCGGCUCAGUACCAUGGUGAUCACUACGAGCACAAGGAACACUACGCACACCCGAAGUACAAGUUCGAGUAUGGAGUGAAGGACCCGCACACCGGUGACCACAAGACCCAGUGGGAAGUGCGUGAUGGCGAUGUCGUCAAGGGAGCCUACACUCUGCACGAGGCCGAUGGAACCGAGCGUGUGGUCGAGUACAAGUCGGACGGGCACAACGGAUUCGAGGCCAACGUGAAGAACGUAGGACAUGCUCAUCACCCGCAGGUGUAUGGUGGACACUCGUCGCAUGGACAUCAUGAGUACGCUCACGGACCAGGAGCCAGCUACACCAAUGUGGACAAGCAUUACUGAAUCCAAUGUUCCGGAACAAAUAGCUCAAUUUGAAAAAUUAUGUGGAAAUAGUAAAUGAAUCAA
This is a messenger RNA of Anopheles stephensi (Asian malaria mosquito), 574 nucleotides long. Its product is annotated as cuticle protein 8-like. The coding region runs from base 5 to 511 and encodes 168 amino acids. Lineage: Eukaryota; Metazoa; Arthropoda; Insecta; Diptera; Culicidae. The record is from RefSeq and is a predicted model, not a curated record. The transcript is spliced from 2 exons. Gene Ontology annotation, cellular component: extracellular matrix.